Conger conger (European conger) is the source of this 787-nucleotide messenger RNA. Its product is annotated as 16 kDa beta-galactoside-binding lectin-like. The transcript is spliced from 4 exons. The record is from RefSeq and is a predicted model, not a curated record. Bases 151 to 555 code for a protein of 134 amino acids. Lineage: Eukaryota; Metazoa; Chordata; Actinopteri; Anguilliformes; Congridae. Gene Ontology annotation, molecular function: carbohydrate binding; laminin binding.
ACGCGCAAUUAAUUUCCCUAGAUUUGAUUGGUGAGAGCUCCCUGGCUCCCUGAAUCUCAUGACUUGUCUCACUGGCACAUACAUAAACGAAUCACGUCGCAAAACUCAGAACGAGUGCCGUCCGGCUGAAUCGGGAGCAGAAUUGCCAAGAUGAGUAAUAUGCAAGUGAAGAACAUGUCCUUCGAGGCCGGGAAAGAGCUGAAGGUCACCGGCGUGCCCAAAUCUGAUGCUUGUGGGUUCUCCAUCAACGUGGGGCACUGCGAGGACCGCGUCGCGCUGCACUUUAACCCCCGCUUCGACUGCCACGGCGACCACCGCACCAUCGUCUGCAACUCCAAGCUCGACGGCGGCUGGAACGAGGAGCAGCGGGUGGCAGAGUUCCCCUUCCAGCAGGGCGAGGAGUUCAAGGUGACCAUUUCCUUUGACAACGACGAGUUUCGCAUUAAACUGCCGGACGACAACGUGGUGCAGUUUCCCAACCGUCUGGGCGACGACAAGUACAAGUUCAUCUUCAUCGACGGGGACGUCCGGAUCAAAGCCUUCAAGAUAAAAUAACGGCUCGCCACGGUGGCCGCUUCGCCGCCGUUCGGCCGGCCUGCUUCCUGGCCUGGCUGCUGACGAGCGCACGAGUGCCGUUGGGCGUGUGCCUGGUGCUGCCGUGUGCUGCCGUACACGGUAAAAAACCCAUUGCACUUUUACAGUGGUGGACCUGAAGAUGGCCUGUCCUUGUGUCCUCUCUUCAGUGGUAAUUGCUCCAGAUUUCACAAUAAACGCUCAGGCGCUUAAG